AUGAGGAAGGAAGGACAGCAAAGCAAAGACGAACAGGUAGACGAAAGUGUACUCAAGAAAUAUGACAUCGUGAGGAAAAUAGGAAAAGGGGCAUACGGGAUAGUGUACAAGGCCAAGUGUAAAAGGAACAGAAAAAUUGUCGCAGUGAAAAAAAUUUUCGGUGCAUUCCAAAACUCUACGGAUGCGCAAAGGACAUUUCGUGAAAUUAUGUUUCUGUAUCAACUGAAUGGACAUGACAACAUCAUCACCCUCAUGGACGUGAUAAAAGCAAAAAAUGACAACGACAUUUACUUGGUGUUCGAUUAUAUGGAGACGGACUUACAUGAAGUGAUAAAAGCAGAUCUGUUAGAAGAAAUUCACAAAAGAUAUAUCAUUUAUCAGCUAUUAAGAGCACUCAAGUAUAUUCACUCAGGGAUGUUGCUCCAUCGUGAUAUAAAACCCUCAAAUAUUUUACUCAACUCUGAAUGUCACAUCAAGGUUGGAGACUUCGGAUUAGCCAGAAGUAUAUCUGCAGAACUAAGUGAAAAUAAAAUUCCCGUCCUAACUGAUUAUGUAGCUACCAGAUGGUACAGAGCCCCUGAAAUUUUGUUAGGAAGUACCAACUACACUGAAGGGGUUGACAUGUGGUCUCUUGGAUGCAUCAUGGCAGAGCUGCUACUCGGGAGACCUCUUUUUAGAGGCAACUCCACCAUGAACCAACUUGAAAAAAUUAUACAAGUCAUUGGCAAGCCAACCAAAAAAGACAUGGAAGAUAUUAAGUCACCCUUCACAGAUACCAUCAUUUCCUCCUUUGUUGAUGUUAAGAAAAAAAACUUCUCUGAAAUUUUCUCCAAAGCUUCUGUGGAGGCACUUGACCUGCUUAAACAACUUCUACAAUUCAAUCCCACCAAACGGAUCAGUGCAGAGAACGCUCUGAAGCACAAAUACGUGGAGCAAUUCCAUUCCAUUAUUGAUGAACCCCGGUGCAAACACAUCAUCACCAUCCCUGUGGACGACAGCACCAAGUACCGAGUCAGCUUCUACAGAAAUAUUGUGUACUACGACAUUAUGCGCAGGAAGAAGUAUCAUCCUGGUGGGCGCAGCUUUGAGGGGGUGGAAAAAAAAAAAACGGCAGAUACUACUCCCUUGCGUCGCUGCAUCAACAGUGCCGAGUCCCGGAUAAGUCCCCAUGAGGAAGACAAACAAAGGGAAACGCUCCCCACCACUGCAAGCACCACCAGCAAGGGCAAGCCAAACUCAACCGCAACGCCAAAAAUGGAAGGGGAAGGCGUAACCAAGAUCACCUCGCAUAGCGCAAAAUGUGCCCCCAAAAUUAGGAACACACAAAGUAUACACGACGGCAAAAGUGAACAAAAUGGAAACACUCGCCCCACCACAGAGAAUAUACACAACCACAAAUUGGUGAAGGGUCACCCUAAGAAGAGCGAAAAAAGAGAGUGCCCCGUGGAGAGGCAAAACGGGAAUGCAACAGGGGGGGCCCAGAAUGAGAAACAUUAUUAUGAGGUUCCUGGUGAUGGGCAAAUGGGUAGAGGACUGGACGGUCAUUUUUCCAAAGAGGUGAAAAGCGCGCAAGUGGAAAAUAGGAACAAGGCGUCUAACAGAGACGCGGGGGGAAAGCUCCACAAAUGGUCCAAUGAAAGGGGAAAAGCGCUCGCCUCAGCUGUUUCAAGCAAUGUGACCAGAAGGAACGAUGAUAAGGGUGUGAGUACGGGGGAGAAAAGGGUCGACAGCAAAACUGCGAGUGUAAUCAAGGGACAGGGCAUGGUCGGGCGCGCUGACAGGCACGCAGACAAAAUGGUCAGGAGCCACUUGGUGAGCGCGGCCGACAUGGACACGGUAAAGAUGGACCAUCGCAGAAUGCAGCAUGUUACACCCCAGAAAAAGGAAACGGUCAAGUGGAGGAAGCGAGCGGGUAACGCAGGUGCAACGGCGAAACGUGUGGACUUUUGCGGGGCUUACUGCCACGACGUCACAGCAACUGUAGAAAAGAAGAAUUUAAAAAAAUGA
Messenger RNA from Plasmodium fragile, 2007 nucleotides. RefSeq names its product CMGC/MAPK/ERK7 protein kinase. Gene Ontology annotation, cellular component: cytoplasm; nucleus. The record is from RefSeq and is a predicted model, not a curated record. Gene Ontology annotation, molecular function: ATP binding; MAP kinase activity. Lineage: Eukaryota; Apicomplexa; Aconoidasida; Haemosporida; Plasmodiidae. Gene Ontology annotation, biological process: intracellular signal transduction; protein phosphorylation. The transcript is spliced from 2 exons. The coding region runs from base 1 to 2007 and encodes 668 amino acids.